Corythoichthys intestinalis (scribbled pipefish) is the source of this 8630-nucleotide messenger RNA. RefSeq names its product GCN1 activator of EIF2AK4 (gene gcn1). Lineage: Eukaryota; Metazoa; Chordata; Actinopteri; Syngnathiformes; Syngnathidae. The record is from RefSeq and is a predicted model, not a curated record. Gene Ontology annotation, cellular component: cytosol. Gene Ontology annotation, biological process: regulation of translation; cellular response to amino acid starvation. The transcript has 57 exons. The coding region runs from base 112 to 8124 and encodes 2670 amino acids. Gene Ontology annotation, molecular function: protein kinase regulator activity; protein binding.
CCUACCCUGAUUCUACCUAGAACUCCAGUGCAAUGCGCCUAGAAGUGGCAGAGUCGGAAGUCGGAACCCAGUAGUGACGUAUCAAGUACUUCCGGUGGUAGGACCGGCAACAUGGCAGCGGACAUGCAGGUUUCCGAGACAUUGAAGAAAUUUGCUUUAAGAGUGACUACAGCCAGUGUGAAAGAGCGAAAGGAGAUUUUCGGGGAGCUAAAACAAUGUUUAAAGGGUAAAGAGCUACCAGAGCCUGCCAUCAAAGGGCUUUGCAAGCUCUUCUGCCUCACCCCUCACAGAUAUAGGGAUGCUGCGUCUCGCAGAGAGAUUCUCUCUGCCAUUGCACAAUUGGCUGAACGCCAACCUGACAUUCUGGUGAUGAGCCUCCUCCACUGCCUUCUCAACAGUGGACUUGUCAGUAAAAAUGGAGAGCCAGGGAAAAGCACAGGCUCUGCUGCCUUCAUUGGCCUGUCUUGGACCUGCCUUUUAGUCCCCUCUGUCUUUUCUGCUCCGGAGAAAAGACAAGGACCAACCUGGAAUAAAAUGGUUCAGGUUCAGAGUCUGCUCGUGGCUGAGGUCGUGGGUGGAGCCAAAUCUACUGCUCAGAAGUCAAGCCUGAAGAAUCUCACUCAUCUUUGCGAGGAAAAUUCGGGCUUAGUUGAUCAGUACAUCACCGCCUUGUUGAGUCUGGAGCCAAGCCCUACAACGCUAGCCAUGCUGGGUGUCUGUUUGGACUUCUGCACAGCUCAGAAGGACAAAGCCACAAUUGAAAAACAUAAGAGGGCCAUGUUAGACCUUUACAUGAAGUCUGUGCUUAUGAGCAAGACUAAAGCACACCAGCAUAUUCUGGAUAAAAGUGGCUCCCUGCUCCGCCACGUCACUCACUCGGAGUUCCAAGAGCUGCUUCUCCCCACCAUGCAAAAGACAAUGCUGAGAAGUCCAGAGAAUGCCAUGAGGGCAAUUUCCUGCUUGCUGUCAGCACUGACUAUAGAUCUCAGUCAGUAUGCCAUGGAUAUUGGAAAGGCUAUAGCAAGCCAACUGAAAGCCAACAAUGUGCAGUUAAUGGAGGAAGCAGUCCAGGCCUUGCAGAACCUAGCCCGACAGUGCAGUGAUCCCAAUGCGGUACAGGAAAUUGUCACACAUCUUUUCAAGAUUCUUGGAGGAUCGGAAGGAAAACUUACAGUUGUCACCCAAAAGAUGAGUGUUUUGUCAGGCAUUGGCAGCUGUAGCCAUCAUGCAGUGUCAGGAAGCUCAAGCCAAACGCUGAGCUCUGCAGUCACAAUGAUGUUCAUCCCUUAUUUGCAACAGGAAGUUCAUGAGGGCACCUUGGUGCACGGCGUGUCAGUGCUCUCUCAAUGGAGCAGUCGCCUUACCAUGCAGAUUCCGGCUGCUUUGUUAGACUGGUUCAAAAAGGCAUUCACCCUCAAAACCUCCACCUCUUUGGUUCGCCACGCCUACAUUCAGGCCAUGUUGGGGGCCUUCAAAGGUGAUACUCUGGACCAAGCAUCAGACCUCAUACCUCUGCUGCUUCAAACUGUGGAAAAAGCUGCAGCACAAAACUCCCAGUAUGCUCUACUUUCCGAAGGCGUUGCGGCUUCGGUUCUUUUGAGUCGACUGUCCUUGCUCGAAACAAUGACAGAGGCAAAGUUCUCCAGCUUUUGGAACUUGAUCUUGGAUGAUAAGAAGCCACUUUUCACAACAGAAAAGUUCGUCUCCACGUCCAGUGAAGAAACUCAGCUGACUGUACUGCUACUCUGCGAAAGGCUUUUCUUGGAUCAUGCCCACAGGCUUAACACCAGCAAAUCUCAGAUGUACCACAGUGCCACUGUGGCGGUGCUGUUGUCUCACAGCUGGCGUGUUAGGAAGCGGGCAAAACAGACAGUCAGAAAGCUGCUCUCGUCCUUGGGUGGUUCCAACCUUGCCCAGGGCCUUCUAGGAGAACUCCGAGCUGCAAUCAACAAACACAAAGUUAUGCCCCAGGAUGCCUUGGUUUUAGAGUCUGGAGAGCUAACUGAGCUUGGUCGCAACUACACACGCCCACGUGUUCUGUUGGAUGCGCUGCAUGUCAUUUGCUCUUCGGCCAGUCAGUGGAAUGACCCAAAUGAAUCAGAAAACUUGGCCAUGGAGAUCCUCAUUAUUGCUCAUCAUCCUUCGUUAGUUGAAGCGCGGAGCAGUCUGUGGCCUUUCCUGCUCUCCACCAUGAACGUAAAAGCUGAAGAAUUUAUAGAAAAGAAUCUGGAGGCUAUUCUGCCGCAUCUGUUGGAGGUUAACACUGAUAACCAGGCUGUGAGAAAUGCUGCAGGUGCCCUCUGUGCACUCUCUCCUGACAAACUGUUACCUCGCGUAAUCAGUCACAUAACAAAGGAGCUUUCCCAGCCCGCUCUUCAUACUGUCACCAAGGAGGAGUACGCUAUCAUGCUGACACCUGAGGGUGAACUUUAUGACAACUCCAUUAUUGAGAGUGCACAGAAAGAAAACAGCAAGAAGGGCAAUAUCAAGAAGGAGAACAAAGCGUACUCCUACAAAGAACAGAUAUUUGGACUCGAGUUACAGGAGGAGAUCAAGAAGAAAAGAGGCAUCAAGGAUGAAGUGCAACUCACCAGCAAACAGAAGGAAAUGAUUGAGUUGCAACGUGAGAAGGAGGAAUCUAUUCGGAAAAGGCUUCAAGGGCUUGAUGUAGAGUUGCACAGUGUGGUGGGUCUUCUAGUAGCUGUUGUUAAAGAGAGACCUGCACAGAUUACUAGAGAGCUGCCGUCGGUCCUCCAAGUUCUGUUGCCCCUUUUGCACUCGCCUCUGGCAGCUCCACGUAUUCAACAGAUUUUCUUGGACAUCGGAUUGUGCCUCCUACCCAAUCACCUCCAUCAUCUUGGUGCUCUUGUGGGACAUGUGACUUUGCGGUUGCUGAAGCCUGAAUGUGACCUGGAUGCAGCCUGGGAGCAGGAGGACCUGGACAAAGCAGUGGCCCGCACUGUUCAAUUGCUACAUAAUAAUACUGUCCCUCAGAGAGAGGGCAAGACUAGUGGUGUGACCCCACUAUCUGCUCCUGCCUUUUGCUACUGCUUUCCUUUCCUCAAUGCCACACUCAAGAGGUCCUCAGGCAGUACAGAGGAGACGGAGAGUUUAAUGACUAGAUCUUUGCAAAUCAUCCAUGAACAUUGUCAGCUUCGUACUCAGACAGAUGAGACGAAUGUCAUAGAUGAGAAUGGCCCUGAACUGCUUCCUCGUGUCAACAUGCUACUGCUGCUGACCAGAAUUAUUUCCACAGCCACACCUAGACUUCAGGUGUUGGCGUCUCAGUGUCUAACAACUCUGUGUGGCAGUGCCGGAGGAGGCGAGGGCUGCACUGUAGCAGAGCAGCCAGAGAUAGAUGUCCUGCUCAACGCCCUACUUUCACCUUGCUUCUCUGUUCGUGAUGCUGCUCUAAGAGGGUUGUUGGAGAUGGAGUUUGCUUUGCCGACAGACAGUACAGAGCAGAGUGGGUUGAGUUUACUGCGUAGGCUCUGGGUCGCUAGGUUUGAUGUCGAAGAGGAAGGACGAGCCUUUGCUGAAAAACUCUGGCAGUCUCUUGAUCUGGAGUUGGUUCCAGAGAUUUGCUCCUUGCUGAUUGGAGACAUCACUCACCAUGAAGAGGCUGUUCGUUCUGCUGCGGCUGAGGCACUGUCAAGUGCUGUCUCCCAGUAUAAAGACCAAUCUGCUCCGGUCCUUGGACAACUAACUGAACUCUACCACCAAAAACUUUAUAGACCACCCCCUGUGCUGGAUACCUUGGGCAGGGUCAUCUCUGAAUCACCACCGGAUCAAUGGGAAGCAAGGUGUGGCAUUGCCCUUACUCUGAACAAGCUGUCCCAGUAUUUGGACGAAUCCCAGGUGACUCCUCUCUUCCUCUUCUUUGUUCCCGACGCUCUGAAUGACCGUCACGCUGACGUCCGGCGUUGCAUGUUGGAGGCAGCUCUGUCAGCCCUCAACACUCAUGGAAAGGACAAUGUUAGCUCCCUGCUACCUGUGUUUGAGGAGUUCCUAAAAAAUGCUCCCCAGGACGCAAGUUAUGACUCUGUCCGUCAGAGCGUUGUCAUUCUAAUGGGCUCCCUGGCCAAACAUUUGGACAAAAAUGACCCCAAGGUCAAACCUAUUGUGGCCAAGCUUAUCACUGCCCUUUCUACGCCAUCUCAGCAGGUUCAGGAAUCAGUGGCUAGCUGUUUACCUCCUCUAGUGCCUGCUAUCAAAGAAGAUGCUGCAGGGAUAGUACGGAAUCUGCUGCAGCUGCUGCUAGAGAGUGACAAGUAUGCUGAGAGAAAGGGGGCUGCCUAUGGGUUGGCUGGCCUGGUCAAAGGACUUGGUAUUCUGGCUCUGAAGCAGCAGGAGAUUAUGGCAACUUUGACUGACGCCAUUCAGGAUAAGAAAAACUUCAGACGAAGAGAAGGAGCACUUUUUGCUUUUGAGAUGCUGUGCAACAUGUUGGGCAAACUUUUUGAGCCAUAUGUUGUCCAUGUGCUGCCACAUCUCCUACUUUGCUUUGGAGAUGGAAAUCAAUAUGUGAGAGAGGCAGCGGAUGACUGUGCUAAAGCAGUGAUGAGAAACUUGAGUGCUCAUGGUGUGAAACUAGUUCUUCCUUCUUUGCUGGUUGCCCUGGAAGAGGAGUCUUGGCGGACUAAAGCAGGCUCUGUAGAAUUGCUUGGUGCCAUGGCUUUCUGCGCACCAAAGCAGUUAUCAUCUUGCCUACCAAGCAUUGUUCCCAAAUUGACUGAAGUGUUGACAGACUCCCAUGUGAAGGUGCAGAAAGCUGGUCAGCAGGCUCUCAGACAAAUUGGCUCAGUCAUCCGAAAUCCUGAAAUUCUUGCUAUAACGCCUAUCCUGCUCGAUGCUCUCACUGAUCCUUCCCGGAGGACCCAAACAUGUCUUCAAACACUUUUGGACACCAAAUUUGUGCACUUCAUCGAUGCUCCUUCCCUUGCCCUUAUCAUGCCCAUUGUCCAGAGAGCUUUCCAGGAUCGUUCCACUGACACUCGCAAGAUGGCCGCUCAAAUCAUUGGCAAUAUGUACUCCCUUACUGACCAGAAGGAUCUGUCACCAUACCUGCCCAGUGUCAUUCCUGGACUUAAGACUUCCUUGUUGGACCCUGUGCCAGAGGUGCGGACAGUGUCGGCCAAAGCCCUGGGUGCAAUGGUGAAGGGAAUGGGUGAAUCCUGCUUUGAUGACCUUCUGCCGUGGCUCAUGGAGACACUGGCCUCUGAGCAGAGCUCAGUUGAUCGUUCCGGGGCUGCCCAAGGACUGGCUGAGGUGAUGGCUGGGCUUGGCGUUGAGAAGCUGGACAAACUGAUGCCAGAUGUGGUGCAAACUGCGAGUAAAGUGGAUAUAGCCUCCCAUGUUAGAGAUGGUUACAUCAUGAUGUUCAUCUAUCUGCCUCUCACAUUUGGAGACAAAUUUACUCCCUACGUUGGGCCCAUCAUCCCUUGCAUUCUGAAGGCAUUAGCUGAUGAAAAUGAGUAUGUAAGAGACACGGCACUACGAGCUGGUCAACGCAUCAUAAGCAUGUAUGCAGAGACUGCAAUUGCACUCCUACUUCCUGAACUAGAGCAGGGGCUGUUUGAUGACCUCUGGAGAAUCAGAUUCAGUUCUGUUCAGCUGCUUGGAGAUCUGCUGUUCCAUAUCUCUGGAGUGACAGGAAAGAUGACCACAGAGACUGCAUCGGAGGAUGACAAUUUUGGUACUGCUGCUUCAAAUAAAGCUAUCAUAUCAGCUCUCGGGGCUGAGCGCCGCAAUCGUGUACUUUCUGGCCUUUAUAUGGGACGCUCUGACACCCAGCUGGUAGUUCGCCAGGCAUCUCUUCAUGUAUGGAAGAUAGUGGUGUCCAACACGCCACGAACCCUUCGAGAAAUCCUCCCAACCCUCUUCAGCCUCCUACUCGGCUUCUUGGCCUCUACCUGCCCUGAUAAGAGAACGAUCGCUGCCCGUACACUGGGUGACCUAGUGAGAAAGCUGGGUGAGAAGAUUCUUCCAGAAAUUAUUCCCAUCCUAGAGCAGGGUCUACGUUCUGACAAGAGUGAUGAAAGACAGGGCGUGUGCAUCGGCCUCAGUGAGAUCAUGAAGUCAACCAGCAAAGAUGCGGUGCUUGUCUUCUCCGAGUCUCUGGUCCCAACGGUGAGGAAAGCUCUUUGUGACCCUCUGGAAGAAGUCAGAGAGGCUGCAGCCAAAACAUUUGAGCAGCUUCAUGUAACCAUUGGUCACCAAGCGCUUGAUGACAUUCUACCUACACUGCUGAAACAGCUUGAUGACGAGGACACAGCUGAUUUUGCUUUAGAUGGACUGAAGCAAGUGAUGGCAGUCAAAAGUCGAUCGGUGCUCCCCUAUUUGGUGCCAAAGCUCACAGCUCCUCCUGUGAAUACUCGUGUGUUGGCCUUCCUCUCUGCUGUGGCCGGUGAUGCUCUGACCCGCCACCUCGGCGUUAUUCUACCUGCUCUUCUUUCCUCACUUAAAGAAAAACUAGGAACAGAAGAUGAACCACAGGAAUUAUGCAGUUGUCAAACAGUAAUCCUCUCCGUGGACGAUGAAGUGGGCCAGCGCAUCAUCAUAGAUGAUCUGUUAGAGGCAACUCGAAGCUCCGACUCUGGCCUCAGGCAGGCCGCCGUUACCAUCCUCAAUGCCUACUUUGCCCGCACACGCCUGGACUAUAGUGCCCAUACGCGCAACUUGCUGUCAGGCCUCAUCCGCCUCCUCAGUGACACUAAUCCAGAGAUUCUAUCUCAGAGUUGGGACACAAUCAAUUCAAUCACUAAGAAACUUGACGCAAGCAGCCAGCUGGCAUUGAUUGAUGACCUUCAUCGAGACAUUAGAUCAGCAGUUGCAGAUGCAAAGGGUCAAUACUUACCUGGUUUCUGUCUGCCGAAAAAGGGUCUUACUUGCAUUCUUCCUGUCCUGAGAGAAGGUGUCCUAACUGGUAGCCCUGAGCAAAAGGAAGAAGCCGCCAAAGCGUUAGGAGGGGUAAUUAAAUUGACAUCUCCUGAGGCGCUUCGGAUCUCUGUGGUCAACAUCACUGGGCCCCUUAUUCGUAUCUUGGGGGACCGCUUUGCUUGGACAGUAAAGACAGCUCUGUUGGAGACGCUUACCCUUCUGUUAGCAAAGGUGGGGAUCGCGCUGAAGCCCUUCCUGCCACAGCUGCAGACAACAUUCUUGAAGGCCCUACAAGACUCAAGCCGUGCAGUCAGGUUGAGGGCCGCUGAAGCUCUGGGCCAACUGGUUUCUAUCCACAGCAAGGUUGACCCACUCUUCACAGAGCAACUCUCUGCCAUUCGCAAUGCAGAAGACUCCGGAGUCAGGGAGACAAUGCUUCAAGCUUUAAGGUUCGUCAUUCAAGGGGCCGGGUCAAAGGUGGAUCCAAACAUCCGCAAGAACGUUACCACCACAUUACUAGGCAUGCUGGGACAUGACGAGGAUGCAACUCGAAUGGCUUCCGCUGGUUGUGUUGGUGAGCUCUGCCCAUUUUUGUCAGAGGAGGAGUUGAAGACUGUCCUGCUUCAGCACAUCUUAGCGGAUAUGUCAGGGGUGGACUGGAUGGUGCGACAUGGUCGCAGCUUGGCUUUAGCCAUAGCUGUCAAGUGUGCGCCUGAGAAGCUGUGUGGCAAGGAAUACUGCGACACAGUGACGGAGAACAUUUUGACCAAUGCCACUGCUGACAGGAUCCCCAUUGCCAGCAGUGGGAUCAGAGGGAUGGGAUUCCUGAUGCGAUAUCAGCUCAGUGUGGAUGGAGGCACUAAUGUUUCUCAGCGGUUCAUCACACAGUUUGUCAAGUGUCUUCAGAACCAGUCCAGUGACAUCAGGUUGGUGUCAGAGCGAGUGCUCUGGUGGGUCUUCAAAGAGCCGGCAGCACCUACCAUGGACGCAAAUCUCAUCAAGCCUUUGUUGAAGACUCUGUUGGACAAUACCAAAGACAAGAACACCAGCGUCAGAGCCCAGAGCGAGCACACCAUUGUCAACCUCUUACGACUACGCCAGGGAGAGGAGUGCAUGCAGAUGAUUACAGCAAUUCUGGACUCGGCGAGUAACGACCUCCUAUCAGAGUGUCACCGCCGGUCUUUGAAGAAGAUCGCCAGUCAGCAAGACUCCAAUGAAGAGAUAGACGACACCAUAUUAACGUGAAUGAACUGGACUGACCUGUUUGAUAAUGUCAGCCAAAACAUGGAUCGACAGAUGUGAUCUCCACUGAAUUAGAACUCCAGACACAAUCACAUCAUGUUAUUCUGUUUUCCAGCACAGGAACUCGGGAAAAACUUCAAGACCAGACUUGUAAUUCACACAACUUUUUAUUUCCGCACCCCUUAACAGCAGAUUCACUGUAUGACAACAGUGUUGCUUUGUGCUCAGUCAUUGAUUCUAUUUCAUUUCCUAUUUUGAUGGUUUGGAUUUUUCAUUUAUUUACCUCUCAAAAUGUUUUACAAUGCAUUAUUCAGGUCAUACCUCCACUGGACCUGGACGUAAGUAUUUUUCAGCCCCCUAAAUGGUACAAAAGAUGUCUUUGAAUGUGCUACAAGUUCCUAUGCUGAAAAACAACUAUUGAUUCAAUUCCCUCACAUGCGGUUAAAUCUUUUAUUUUUUAUUUCAUCCUUUUAACGGCCUUUAAACCCAAAAUAAAAUGUUGUCAGGCA